Molecule: messenger RNA, 2535 nt
Organism: Toxotes jaculatrix (banded archerfish)
Lineage: Eukaryota; Metazoa; Chordata; Actinopteri; Toxotidae
Gene: apba2a
Product: amyloid beta (A4) precursor protein-binding, family A, member 2a
Exons: 11
Coding region: 1-2535 (844 amino acids)
Biological process (GO): chemical synaptic transmission
Cellular component (GO): cytoplasm; dendritic spine; plasma membrane
Molecular function (GO): protein binding; amyloid-beta binding
Source: RefSeq, a predicted model, not a curated record
AUGGCUCAUGGUAAGAGGCCAGGAACCAUCUCCAAAAUAUUGGCUUCCAGCGCUCCACCGUGUCCUGGUCCAGGACUCACAAAAGAGAGCCAAGAGGAGCAGGGUGGUUUGGUGAGGGAGGCGUCUGAGCAACCACCUUGCAUCUUGAAGGAUGAUAAGAAUGAUCAGCUGACUCCACCUGCUUCUGCAAACCACUAUUACAUGAGUUGUGACCCUAGUCCUGAGGACAUGGAGGACACCUGCUCUGAGUACGACAACGUGGGCUCUGAUGUCGAGCAGGACUAUGAUGAGGUGCUGCAUUUGAGCAAAGAGGGCGUGGUGGACAUGAGAUACUACAAACAGUACUGUCCUGAGGAUGGGGGCUACAUAAAGCAUGCAGUAGAUGAUAAUGUUAAUGAGAACAGCAGUGCUGUUGACCAGUUCACUCCCAGAGCUCGUCAUAGCACAGAAAUAUGUGAGGGACCACAAUGUGACACUAAACCUCGCAAGACGGGCCAUCGUUUUAAGUCACAUUGUGCCCCAAUUGCUGGAGUUGAAACAGAGAGGGAAGUGGAAAAGGGUCAGGAGAACAGGUUCUUCUUCAGUGAUGGAGAUGAGAUAGAAGAGGUGCUGGAUGGGGCCAAAUUUAUAGAGGAUUUAGAGGAGACAGAGACCAGUGUUCAAAGACCGACCAGCCUUUAUCAGGGCAAUGAUAAUGAAAGAAUUAGAAAAGGAGGUGAUGAAAGGGGGAGAGAAGAUGACACUCGAGUUACAAGAAACCAUGAUAUCCAAGGAGCCGGUAAGAAGUGUGAGUCAUCUCACAUGGGUUCAAAGGAGAAGGAGAGGCAGGGUAAAGGACGAGCAAGGAGGGGAACAGGAGAGGACAUUGAGCAUAUUGUUUCUGGGAUCAAAGGAUGCACGACCAACAGCACUGAACAGCCUCCAAAGAUUUCGUCAAAGGACUGCAAAAAGGCCGCUGUGCGGACCAAAUCUAGAUCGGGUUCCAGUAAGCAACAUCCUCCUCCACCACCUUGUCAUUCCCAUGCUGAGUCACCUGCCGAGACCCAGAAGGCCCAGCCUCGUAGAGAGACUCCUCCUGUUCCCAGACCCAGCCACUCCUCUGCUAACAGCCAGGAGAACGAACCCAGGGUUAUCAAACCAUCGCUGGCUCCUCAUCACACACCAGAACAACAGAGGGAGCCUCUUGAGGAGAGGCAGAGACGGCCAGAGAAACCCCAGCAGGGUGAGAAGCUAAGCACAGCUGUAAAGCCUGAGGAGGCGCCAGAGCAGCCGAGGAGGCCCCAGUGCCAAGAGCUCGUCCCUGCAGAGGAGACCAACACACCCAAGGUGAAGAUGUAUUACACAACAGCAAAAACACAGGAGGCUACUUCUUUCCCCAGCUUUGAAGAUGUCCCAGGUCCCUGUGAGCCAGAAGAUCUUAUUGAUGGGAUCAUCUUUGCUGCUAACUAUCUUGGCUGCACUCAGGUGUUGUCUGAUAAAAAUCCAUCUAAGUCCGUUCGCAUGUCCCAAGCCCAUGAAGCUGUCAGUCGUAUCAAGAGUCAAGAUGAAGACUCACAGAUGGUGACAGAAGUGGACCUGUUUAUCUCCACUAAAGCUGUCAAAGUGCUGAAUGCUGACACACAGGAGACAAUGAUGGACAGUGCCUUGCGUACCAUCUCCUAUAUCGCCGACAUUGGCAGUAUUGUGGUUCUGAUGGCUCGGAGGCGCAUGUCUCAAGCUUCGUCAGAGGAUUUUUCCGAAUCUCCCGAUUCCCCCAGUGAAGGGACGACUCAGUACAGCAUGAUCUGCUAUGUCUUUGAGUCAGAGGAUGCACAGCUCAUCGCACAGUCCAUUGGUCAGGCCUUUAGCGUGGCCUACAGAGAAUUUCUGCGAGCCAACGGCAUCAACCCGACCGACUUGAGCCAGAAACAAUACAGCGACAUCAUCAACUCCCAGGAAAUGUACCACGAUGACCUUGUCCAUUUCUCAAACUCAGACAACUGUAAAGAGCUGCAUGUGGAGAAGCAGAAAGGGGAGAGCCUCGGUGUGGUGAUUGUGGAGUCUGGUUGGGGCUCCAUUCUGCCAACUGUCAUCCUGGCCAGUAUGCUGAACAGCGGCCCUGCAGCUCGCUCCGGAAAACUCAGUGUUGGGGACCAGAUUAUGUCCAUUAAUGACACCAGCCUGGUUGGGCUGCCUCUGGCCACCUGUCAGGGCAUCAUUAAGGGUCUGAAGAAUCAGGUGAAGGUAAAGCUGAGUAUUGUGAGCUGUCCUCCUGUCACCACUGUCCUCAUCAAGAGACCUGAUCUCAAGUUCCAGCUUGGCUUCAGUGUUCAGAAUGGCAUUAUCUGCAGUCUGAUGCGAGGUGGCAUUGCAGAGCGAGGCGGUGUCCGCGUUGGACACAGAAUCAUUGAAAUAAAUGGUCAGAGUGUCGUUGCCAUGGCACAUGAGAAGAUUGUUCAAACUCUGUCUAUCUCAGUGGGUGAGAUAAACAUGAAGACGAUGCCUGCUGUGAUGUUCAGACUACUGACAGGACAGGAGACACCUAUCUACAUAUAG